This is a messenger RNA of Dama dama (fallow deer), 1578 nucleotides long. It is a transcript of the gene KLRF1, whose product is annotated as killer cell lectin like receptor F1. NCBI's taxonomy places the organism in Eukaryota, Metazoa, Chordata, Mammalia, Artiodactyla, Cervidae. The transcript has 6 exons. The record is from RefSeq and is a predicted model, not a curated record. Bases 102 to 809 code for a protein of 235 amino acids.
UUUCAGGACAAUCUCUGAUUAGCAGUGGGUUUAUUAUUCUUCUCUUAUUGCAUAUUAAAAAAAAGCAAAGCAUACACUUUUACAUAUGCAUUCACUCACAAAUGAAGAUGCAAGAUGAAGAAACAUACAUGACCUUGAAUAUACCGUUGAAGAAAAGGAGUUCUAUCCAAGCAUUUCAAUUUAAAUGUCAAGACUGUUCUGUGAUGUCACACCGAUAUAAAAUUUUGUUGGGGAUAUCUGGAGGACUAAAUGGUAUUCUGGUUUUGACUUUGAUCACCUUGAGUCUGUUAGUUUCUCAGGAAGUGCUGCCAAAAUGCCUAAAAGAAUAUAAUUCAAACAUCACUCAGCAUGAUGAUACUGGAUACUUGGAAGUCAAUAGUGACACAAGAGGCAAUAUACAUGAGAAAGAUGCAGGCCACUGUGUUUCAAGAGCUACAGGUCAUAAAGGAAUGUGCUCAUCAGAAUGGCUGAAAUAUCAAGAAAAGUGCUAUUGGUUCUCUAAUGAGAUGAAAAGUUGGAGUGACAGUUAUAGAUAUUGUUUGGGGAAAAAAUCUCACCUACUAAUUAUUCAGAACCAACUUGAACUGGCUUUUAUACAGAAAACUCUAAAACAAUCAAACUACGUGUGGAUUGGGCUUAACUUUACUUCCCUGAAAAGAACAUGGACCUGGGUGGAUGAUUCUCCUUUGGAUUCAAAGAUAUUUUUCAUAAAAGGACCAGCUCAAGAAAAUAGCUGUGCUGCCAUCAAGGAAAACGGAAUUUACUCUGAAACUUGCAACAGUGUUUUCAAAUGGAUUUGCCAGUAUUAAAAUUUUUAAAGUGACAGUGAGUUAUCAAGGAUCAAAGUUUUGAUCUAACAUGAAUCUUUAGGAAUAAGAAUUUAAAAUUGCAAUUAAACUUCAGCCUGGCUUCUCUAUUUCCCUCAGUCAUGGUCAUGGGUCCUAGUCACAGAGUAACUCAUGUUAAUUUAAAAUAUACCCUCUGAUUCUUUGUGUGAUAGUAUAAUCCAAAAUGAACCCAUACAUUUAUAUUCAUGAUGUAAUUCACCUUUUCUUUUACAACAAAUGUGAACAAAUCAUGUCUGCUUUUCUGUUAUUUUGCCUUUUUUAUUGUUAACAAUAUCCUAUGCAAAUUUCAUGUAGCUCUGAGUUAUAUCAUAGUAUGACUUCCUAUGGGGUUUCCCAGGAGGCACUAGUGGUAAAGAACCUGUGUGCCAAUGUAAGAGAAGAUGGAAGAGACACAGGCUCAAUCUCUGGGUCUGGAAGAUCCCCUAGAGGAGGCCAUGGCAACCCAUUUCAUGUUCUUGUCUGGAGAAUCCCAAGGACAGAGGAGCCUGGCAGGCUGUGGUCCAUAGGGUCGCACAGAGUCAGAUACAACUGAAGCGACUUACCAUGCACGUACAUGGCUUUAUAUUUUACACUCCUUUAUUGAUGAACAUUAACUUUAACUUUUUUCCCCAGAUUUUUGCUACUAUAAACUAUGCUGCAGUAUUCUGAAUAUCUUUUUAAAUGGUAGUACUUUUAUUUCUAUGAUGUAAACUUUAAAACUGGAUAUUCUGAGUAAAAGAGUGUUAAUGUU